CCGCGCUGCAGCGCCGCGGCCCGCGGGCGAGGCCCCUGGUAAACAGCCGCGGCCAGGCUGGAGCCGAGCGGGGUGGAGGGCGCGGGCGGUGGCCGGAGCACGCAGGGCCUCAAUCCUGAUACUGGAUGGAGCGAGGGGAAGAGCUGCAAGUCCCAGAUCUCAGCAAAGGCGAGGAUGAAGAGAGCUGGCCGAGCCCCCAAAUAGGUGAGGGGCUGGCCAGCGUGGCCGGGGCAGAGGAUGCUGCACCGGGAAGGGGCGGCACCAGCACUUAUGUGGAGGCGGUGGAGGGAGCGUUGCACAAAGACCCUGCUGCAGGGGCAGAGGAAGCAGUGCCCAAAGGCAGUGCCAGGGUGGAGGAGGCGGUGCCAGGAGGUAGUGUUGAUGCAGAGCUGGCGCGGCACAGAGACCACACCGUCAGGUGGCCCUUUAAGUGCUGCGAGUGUGGGAAAAGCUUCCGGCAGAGUGCCGUGCUGGCCAGGCACCAGCUGCUGCAUGCGAGCGAGAGGCCGUAUGUCUGCACCACCUGCAGCAAAGGCUUUUGCGAUGGCGCAGCGCUGGCCGCGCAUCAACGGGUACACACAGGCGAGCGUCCCUUCCCCUGCCUGGCGUGUGGCAAGGCCUUUGUCAGCAGCUCGGCGCUGCUGGUGCAUCAGCGCGUGCACACCGGCGAGCGUCCCUACCGCUGCGGGGAGUGCGGGCAGAGCUUCCGGCAGAGUGCCCACCUGACGCAGCACCAGCAGGGCGCCCACACCGGCCCGCGCCCCCACGCCUGCACUUACUGCAGCAAGAGCUUUGGGCUGCGCUGCAUGCUGGCGCGGCACUUGCGGACGCACCAUGUUGAACAGCCCCACGCCUGCCCCGACUGCCCCCGUCACUUCCGCCACCGUGCCCACCUGCUCCGGCACCGGCUGGCACACACGGGCGAACGCCCCUUCCCCUGCCCAGUCUGCGGCAGAGCCUUUGCCCUAAGCGCCACGUUGCUGCGGCACCAGCUGGUGCACACGGGCGAGCGCCCCCACCGCUGUGAGGAGUGCGGGCGCAGCUACACGCAGAGCUCCUACCUGCGCCAGCACCAGCGCAGUGCCCACGCUGGUCAGCGCCCCCACACCUGCCCUGACUGCGGCCAGGCCUUCGCCGACCGGGCCAACCUCCUGCGGCACCAGCGGGGCCACACGGACGCCCGGCCCCACAUCUGUGCUGAGUGCGGGAAGCGCUUUGCCCAGCUGGCCAGCCUAGUGGAGCACCGCUGGCGGCACACGGGCGAGAAACCUCACGAGUGCCCCUGCUGCGGGCGCUGCUUCCGCCACCACUCGGCCCUGCUUCGCCACCAGCGCUCCCAUGCCGGGGAGCGCCCCUUCCGCUGUGGGCAGUGCGGGCGUGGCUACACCCGCAGCUCCAACCUCCUGCUGCACCAGCGGGUGCAUGCUGCUGAGUGACAUCCCCUCCACCAGGACAUCACCAGCAUCCGGUGCCUCCCACACCCCUCAUGCUGGGAUGGGUCUGGCCUGGCCCUGACCAGAGUCCGCACUCUUGCAUGGCCGCUCCCCGCCCACUGCCCAGGAAUAGGGGUGGCUGGACCCAUCCAGGCACUGAGUGUGAGUGAAGCUGCUGCGAGCACUCAUGGUUUCUCCAGCCCCAUGUAGCAACAUGGAGGCAGAGCUUCCUGCAGGGUGGGGGCUUUGGGAAUGGAGACUUUGCCCAGGCUGUGCUGACCCGCUUUUUUCUCCUCUUUGGCUGGCUGGUGAUGCCCGAUCUGCUGCCCCAACUCACUGGGCCCUGCCGUGUGGCCCAGCCAAGCCAAAACCUGCCCUGCAGCUGCCCAGCUGUGCACAGGGCGGGGGCACAGAAGCAGGGGGAUGCAAGCACUCAAUGCAGGCUUGUGGGAAAUGGGGAAGGGCUGGCUGGAGGGAUGGGGAUACUGCGGGUUGGGGGAAGCAGCUUUGAAUGAAUUUUCUAAAAUGUUUUGUUACAAAGUGGAAAAUAAACCCGUGACGUUACCAAGACGCUGUGGGGUGUCUGCAGUGGGUAGGCGCACCGAGCCCCUGUG
Chelonoidis abingdonii (Abingdon island giant tortoise) is the source of this 2047-nucleotide messenger RNA. RefSeq lists its product as uncharacterized. Lineage: Eukaryota; Metazoa; Chordata; Testudines; Testudinidae. Gene Ontology annotation, biological process: regulation of transcription by RNA polymerase II. Gene Ontology annotation, molecular function: RNA polymerase II cis-regulatory region sequence-specific DNA binding; DNA-binding transcription factor activity. The record is from RefSeq and is a predicted model, not a curated record.